ACAUGUACAAUAUGCAUAUGAUACGUACGUCGACGUGGAAUCUUACAUUGCACGAAUUAUUUAGGAACGUUUUUAAAAUAUUGGAUUUUCUAUUGUAUUGAGCUGAAAUGGGGGACAAAAUAAUGUCAACCGCUUUCUGGAGAGUACCAUUUCUCUUCAACACAAACAUUACAAAACUUUUUAAUACACUGCUUUAUUUCAUGAUUGGAAUUUUAAGUUGGCAGCUGGACCUGGCGUUAGCGGUUGAUCCCGUAGUACCUCCCGUUGCUCCCGGUCCCGGACAAGCUGUCGCUGGCACAACCAAUAGACCACCGGGCACCAGUAGCGGCCCAACUACGGCAAAAUCGGUGGUAGCAAACGAUACUUCCUCACAGGAUGGUGAACAAUUUGAGUUUGGCGACGUAUUGUACGACAAAAGCAUGUUGAGAAGGAGUUUCUUUGUGCUUAUUGGAUUUACCUGUUUAGCUGUAAUGUUUUUUGCAGUGAGAUGGUUCAGAUCGAGAGGCAAGAGAAAGUCAAAGAAGUAUGGUGUCCUGGCAACGCGUUCAUCAGACAUGGAAUUAAGACCCCUCGAUCAGGAGGACGAUGAGGAAGACAUGACAGUCUUCGAUGUCAACUCCAAAUAGUAACAUACUACACAAAAGUAAACACCUUUUCCUUUCACUUUCAAAAACAAAGUGAAAGUGUUGUAAAAUAAUUAUUAAAUAAAUAAUUUGCCUUGGAGUAAACAAGAUGCAUGGAGCACUUUUCCCCAAAAAGUAUUUAUAAUAUAUUAUGUACUUAGGUCUUCUUUAUAAUCAGUUUACUCAUUUGUAAAGUCCAUAAAAAUGUACAUGCCUUAUAAGGCCUGAUUUAAUGUUUUUGUUCGUAUCCUGUAGAGUAUAAAGGAAAUUUUAUUUAUUAAUUCUGGUUUUGAAUUCCUCAAUUGAUAAUUGUCCAAAUUUACUGUCCUGUCACUUUUAUGUCUAGCUACAUGUAGAAUAGAUGCAAUCAUCGUUUAAUGAAAUGUUGUAUUUUUUUAGUGUUGACACAUACUGUAAUGAUAAAUGCGGAUUUAGGUUCAUAUACAUGAAAGUUUGUGCUCUGCAUCUAAGCAAAGGUGCUUUUGCUUCUGGAUUAAAUGUUUACUUUUCUAAGAUUUCAUAUUAUAAACCCUAGAUUAGAAUUACAGGGUCAUGCACAAAAUAAUAAUGAUAAGCAUACUUGCAUUGUGUUACAAAUGUCAUAGUUCACAUACAUGUACAUGUAGUUGAGUUUUGAAUUAAAAUUUGAAAUUGGAUAUUUACAUGCACACACUGUACACUGUAUAACAAAAUACAGAACAGUCAUGGCCAAUUCGGUGAAUAUACAUUUGCUCGAUUACAUGUAAAUCAGAUGUGGGUGUUGGUUAUUUAUUAGAUCAUGUAUCAUUUGCUAAGCUUUGUGUACAAGAGUUUGUCAAAAUUUGACCUUGCAUGCACUUCACCCUUAAUUCCUGAGUUUUCACAGGGCCCACUACUACCUUGUUAAUGACAAGUGUUAAAAGCUACACACGUACGAACACACUACAGUACUACUUGAGCCAAUUACAUGUGAAUUAAGCCAAUACUGUCACUGUAACAUGAGUCCGAGUGUACAUUUGUAUCUCCAUUGUGUAGUGUUACAGUACAUUGAACAUUUGGGUUUCCUGCAGGAAAUGCAUACACUGUACAUGUACAUGUACAUGUUGGCGCUAUUAUUUUACAAUUUAAAAUAUGAUUGUCCUGUCUAAAAAUAAAAUCUAAAGGGAUAAGUUACAUGUAAUUGUGUUUGUGCGUUAUUAGCAUGCUUUAUUCCGUAAAUAAAUUUUUGAAAAGUAAUUUUUCCUCCUGUAGGCGUGUGUAUAUUUAUACAUUUACAUGUACCGGUUGAAAUUCUGGACUUUUGUGUUUCUAAUUUGACUAACACAAAAAUCAAAAAUAUGUAAAUCAUAUUGAGAGUGGCAUGAGGGAAAGUGGCACAUUGUUCCACGUUUUGGAAGCAGCCACUAAAAAACAUUUUUUGGUAGAUGAGAGUCUGAAUUUGGGAAUAAUUAAUGUACAUGUUAAUAUGUACAAGCAUUUGAUCAGCUUUCUGUCAGUAGAUUUGAUUAUAGAUAUGAACUCAUCUUAUCAAGAAGAUCUAUGCUGCUAUUAUUACAGGUCUGCAUUUUAUGUAAUAUCCAAGUUCAUGCACACAAAUGUGUUGACGGUUAUGAAUGGCAGAGGUCCCCAUGAAAUUUGAAACAUGUGAUCAAGUGGUGUUAUCAAGGCUGCUCUCACCAACGUUUAUGCACAGAUUUAUGUUGUAAAUGAGCUUGAAGAGCAUUUUUGUGCUGGUAGCCAGCGUAAGUGUAUUUUAUUCCCCCCCCCCCCCAUCCCCCCUCCCCCCU
Molecule: messenger RNA, 2389 nt
Organism: Strongylocentrotus purpuratus (purple sea urchin)
Lineage: Eukaryota; Metazoa; Echinodermata; Echinoidea; Camarodonta; Strongylocentrotidae
Product: membrane protein FAM174B
Exons: 2
Coding region: 108-626 (172 amino acids)
Source: RefSeq, a predicted model, not a curated record